This is a messenger RNA of Talaromyces stipitatus ATCC 10500, 2508 nucleotides long. RefSeq names its product zinc finger protein, putative. NCBI's taxonomy places the organism in Eukaryota, Fungi, Ascomycota, Eurotiomycetes, Eurotiales, Trichocomaceae. The record is from RefSeq and is a predicted model, not a curated record. Gene Ontology annotation, biological process: regulation of transcription by RNA polymerase II. Gene Ontology annotation, molecular function: DNA-binding transcription factor activity, RNA polymerase II-specific; RNA polymerase II cis-regulatory region sequence-specific DNA binding. The transcript has 6 exons. The coding region runs from base 1 to 2508 and encodes 835 amino acids.
AUGGAGGGAAUCAUCGCAGGAUACAAUGUAUACAUUGAGUGUCGAAAAUGUGACGGUGAUCGAGCUACCAUCCUCCCAUCGCUGAGCGUCGAACAGUAUGAACAAUUCGUGUUGUCCUCAGCUUCUGGGGCGCGACAAUAUCUGCUGCAACACAUCGUUGAUUACUCCACGCGAAGGUACGACGUCUUGCCACUGUGCGAACUGGCAGCCCUAUGUCCAUUCUAUCUUCCCCGCGCUUUGGAGAAUAUACAGGAGACACCGCAAGAUUUGACGCUCUGGCUUAAAGCAAUACAGAACGGCAACUUAGACCGAAGGACCUACGCAACGCUGUUUCGGAUUCUCCGUCUGUUAUUGUCAGAGUCUGAGUCGUACAAGAACAUAUUGAACCUUCUUAACGUCCAGAUGUCGAUACUCCAAUGUCACAUCAGUCGCUUAGACUUUACUCUCCCACUGCUGGAGACAACGCGUAUAUUCACGGAGCAUCUGAUGGAAGGAGAUCCAUGGCAUAAUAGGAUCAGAGAUCUAAAAAUGAUCAAUUCUCAAUUCUCGACAAUGGUCCCGUCUUUGGAGGAGUUUGAAAAAUCAUGUGUCAUACUUCAUGAUGUUCAGAAGGUUAUCCUCCUUGGCAACCGUUAUCUUCCAGAAUCAUUCGGCACUGCUGAUGAGGUUGUCGAUGUGAACCUUGAGAUUCCUACAUCUCAGUUACAAGCUGCGCGUAACGUUUUAGUAUGGAUGGAGACACAUGAUGAUUGGUUUCAUCACCUCCAGCCAUCACUUGCUAUUCCCACAGAUCUUGCAGAGUUUCAGACAUAUCUCGCUACUCCACAUGCCCGCAUACGUACUCAAUACAUCCUACGUCGGCUCAGUAAUGAGGGAUUUUAUUCAAGGCAGUGGCUGCUGUUAUUGUACACAUUGGCUGCUCUAUGCCCAUUGUGGUUCCCUACAGCUGGUGCAGGAGGAGAUCUUAUUCUUCUCGUUCACGCUUUUCACAUAAAUGAAAUGACUCCAACAAGUUUCAAAGUACUUCAUCAAAUACUAAGUAUCGCCACUUUUCAUAAUCCGCCAUCAAAGCUUGCAAAAGAUCUACAAACCAUCCAAAAGAGGUCACAGUGGACAGCUGGGGAUUUUGAGGAAUCCCUGGCAUCGGCUAUCUCUUACUUUCAAGACAUGUUCCAAUUGCAGAGCCAGUUUUAUGGAAUGGUGCCAAUACUGGCUGUUAAGCACCAAGUCAAAUCCGAGGAACCAUUGCAGUCCAUUGCUACGCUAUUGCGAGCGUUAAAACAUCGUCAAGAGUAUCAGAUCAGCAAUCCUUCAGAGGGUCCACAACUUUUCUCAGAAUCUCCAAGGACUCAUUCUUUUCAGAGUCCUUCAGCCUCGAUCCAUAAAAGCAUUUCUGGUACCAAUUUUCUACCGGACUAUAUAGAGGGUGGUGCUUUCCCAUCAACUCUAAUGGGAUACGAAGAUCGUACUUGGAUUAGCACACAAGACUCCAGAGUGGGGAAGUCUUACACCUUGCCGAUACGGCAUGGACGCAGCUAUCCGGAGCAUGAUCAUGAUCAGGUUUCAAAGUCGGUGCCACCUUCGACAGAGACGCGACUCCUAUGUCCCCCAGUUGCAGACAUGAUGCCGAAGGGCGUGCAUUUCGAUCCAUACAUGAUCAGCGAUCCUUCGAAGAACCCAGAAUCUGUCCCUUUCAUGAGACCUUCAGCCUCGACCUGUGAAAGUACCGUCGAUACCGAUUGCAGUCCUUUGGCAUUUAUCCUAACGACCGAUUCACCAAUAAAUCCAGCAAGCGAUCAGAAGAAGAUACAUGAAAAGGAAAAUCUAAGGACUCACUCUUUUCAGAUUCCUUCAGCCUCGACCCUUGAAAGCAUAUCCUCAACUUCCUCCGCUUCACAUAAUGAGCGCCUCUCAGUUCUUCCUUCACCCAAGUCUGCGACAACUUUCUAUGAAUGUUCAUGGGAGCAGUGCGGGAAGUCUUUUGGACUCAAGGCCGACUUGGAACGACACUACCGUAUCCAUACGAACAAGCGCCCAUAUCAUUGUACGGAACCUAACUGCAACAAGAGCUUCGCCCAGAAAUGUUCUCUAACAGUUCACUUGAGAGUUCAUACCGGUGAAAAGCCCUUUGUGUGUGACUAUAAAGAUUGCGGCAAGGCCUUCUCAGAUUCAUCAGGCUUGAGGCAGCAUCGCCGCAUACAUGACCCUAAGCAAAUAGCGGAACAACGGCUCUUGAGCCGCAGGUGGUUCUGUGAUCAAUGCGGGAAGUCACUUAGACAUAAGUACGAUCUCAACAGACACCGUCGUAUCCAUACGAAUGACCGCCCACACCAUUGCACGGAGCCUAACUGCAACAAACGCUUCAUCCAGCGCAGUGCUCUAAUACUUCACUUGAGGACUCAUACGGGUGAAAGGCCCUUUUUGUGUGACUAUGAAGGUUGUGGCAAGGACUUCCAUAGCGUGAGCAUCAACCGUCUGGUCCAGCUAAGUCGCGUGGUUGCUGAUUAG